AUGUUAUCAGAAAGACGUCAUCAGCAAAGCGUAAAUGGUGAGGCUGCCGACCGUCAAACCUUCACUCCCAUGUCGUCCCAUUCCAGCUUUCGCGUUGCGUUCUUGAGGGUGGCAGUGAAUAUUUUAGAUUGGACCUGGCCGACUACCACCUCUUCCGACCGCUUCAGCAUCAGAAGCGAAGAACAAGAGAAGCGCUACGAUGAUCGUGACCACCUCGAAAAUGACCUUCGGGCUUUCUUCGCCUCCAGGUCGCCGGAGUUCUACGCUAACGGAAUCCAUGAUCUUGUGAGACCUUGGCAGAAGGUUGUCGAUGUUGAUGGAGAUUAUUUCCUCGAAUAA
Necator americanus (New World hookworm) is the source of this 339-nucleotide messenger RNA. RefSeq lists its product as uncharacterized. The record is from RefSeq and is a predicted model, not a curated record. Gene Ontology annotation, molecular function: nucleic acid binding. NCBI's taxonomy places the organism in Eukaryota, Metazoa, Nematoda, Chromadorea, Rhabditida, Ancylostomatidae. The transcript has 2 exons. The coding region runs from base 1 to 339 and encodes 112 amino acids.